This is a messenger RNA of Dioscorea cayenensis subsp. rotundata (Guinea yam), 2529 nucleotides long. RefSeq names its product formin-like protein 2. Gene Ontology annotation, molecular function: actin filament binding. The transcript has 4 exons. The record is from RefSeq and is a predicted model, not a curated record. NCBI's taxonomy places the organism in Eukaryota, Viridiplantae, Streptophyta, Magnoliopsida, Dioscoreales, Dioscoreaceae. Gene Ontology annotation, biological process: actin nucleation; actin cytoskeleton organization. The coding region runs from base 158 to 2386 and encodes 742 amino acids.
UUCACCACCUUUUCAUGCUCCCUUUCUUCAAACACUUUCUAGAGUGCCAAAAAACCAUAAAAACUCUUUUCUCUCCUUCAUUUCAAAUGCCAUGAAACCAUAAAACUCUUCUCUCUCUUCACACAGAACUCUUCUCUCUCUUCCCAACACUCCCAUAAUGCCCCUACUCAGAGCUUUGUAUCACUCUUUCUUCUUCCCACUAAGCCCCUCUCCCUCUCCAGCUUCAGCUCCAACUCAACCACCUUCCUCACCUCCCUUCCCAAAAUACCCCUCCACAACCACCACCACCACCACCACCACUAGUCUCCCUUUCUUCCCAACCUACCCCUCCCCACCACCACCUCCUUCUCCCUCUCUUCCAACCUUCCCAGCAAACAUCUCUUCCUUAACUCUCCCUACCUCUUCCCAUUCUGCCCCUCGCCAGACAAACGCUUCCAAACUUCUCCUUUCCAUUUUCAUUCCCAUUCUAGCCCUCCUCCUUCUCCUCUCUGUCCUUCUCCUUCUUCACUACCUUCGCCAGCGCCGCCGCCAAACCCGCACCUUCAACGACGCCGAGGACUCUCGCUCCGACAGCCACCGUCUCUUUCCGCCCAACUCCGCUCCUUCUGACAUCCCCAAGCUUGACACUUCCUCUCGCCCAACAAGCUCAGAGUUCCUCUACUUGGGCACUCUCGUCAGCUCUCGCCCCCACCCUCAAGUCCCACCCGCACCUGCCGCUCCCCCUCCGGCGCGGUCGCCGGAGCUUCGCCCACUCCCUCCUCUCAGCCGGCCGACCGCGGACGCCGCCGAAUCCUCUUCGGAUGAGUUCUACUCCCCCAAAGCUGCCCCUUUGAAGAAGAAGUCCGGCUCAAAUAGCUCUUCUUCAAGCUCGUCGCCGACCGUGUCUUCUUUGCCGGUGAGUUCAAGCCCGUCCGUUUCCACCAUUGAAUCACUGACCACGAAGAAAGCUUUUGAUGGAGAUUCUGAGAAGAAUAUGGAUCAAAGGUCCAAGCUUUUACACUUCUCCUCCCAUGGAGUUCGACCGGAGAGGCUUCCCCCACCGCCGCCGCCGCCACUUGUGCCGCCGAGGUAUGAUCGGUGUGAGAAUGAACGGAGAGUAAAGCUGAAAGCUUUGCAUUGGGAUAAGCUUCCGCCGAGCUCCGACCGUGCAAUGGUUUGGGAUCAGUUGAAGAAAUCUGGCUCAUUCCAGUUGAAUGAAGAGAUGAUUGAGAGCUUGUUUGUAUGCAAUCCUGCGAAGAUUGGGAUGAAGGGAAGGCGGGAAGAGUUUUAUUCACUGGGGGAUGAUAAAACUGUGUUGCUUGAUCCAAGAAAGUCGCAGAACAUUGCCAUUUUGCUGAAAGCUUUGAAUGUGAGCAAAGAGGAUGUUUGUGAUGCUCUUUUGGAAGGGAAUGUGGAUAGCUUGGGCUGUGAGCUUCUUGAAACACUACAAAAAAUGGCUCCAAAUAAAGAAGAAGAGCGGAAACUGAUAGAACACAGGAAUGAUUUGAAUCACAAGCUGGGAGUCGCCGAAACAUUUCUUAAAGCAAUUCUUGACAUACCGUUUGCGUUCAAGAGAGUUGAUGCCAUGCUUUACAUUGCCAAUUUCAAUUCGGAGGUUGAUCACCUCAAACAAUCCUUCCAAACUCUCGAGGAAGCUUGCGAUGAGUUGAGAAACAGUCGAUUAUUUCUCAAACUUCUUGAAGCAGUUCUAAAGACUGGGAACCGCAUGAACAUUGGCACAAACCGGGGGGAUGCUCGUGCCUUCAAACUCGACACACUUCUCAAGCUAGUUGACAUCAAAGGCACCGAUGGCAAGACAACCCUCUUGCAUUUUGUAGUUCAAGAAAUCGUAAAAGCUGAAGGUUAUCGCCUUCUAGCAAGCCGUAGAAAUCAAGUUAAUGUCUCACGAGAUGAUCAAGAAUGUAAAAGGCUCGGCCUUCAAGUUGUUUCCCGUCUCGGGGACGAGCUCAUCAAUGUGAAGAAAGCUGCAGCCAUGGACUUCGACAUGCUCUGCAGCUCUAGCUCAAAGCUUGCUACCGGAAUAGACAAGAUAAGAGAUGUUAUAAGAUUGAACAACGGCGAGCGAUUCCAUGAAUCAAUGAAUGGUUUCUUGAGAACUGCGGAAGGUGAGAUUGUUACCGUGCAAAUGCAGGAGGGUGUUGCGCUGUCUAUGGUCAGGGAGUUGACGGAGUAUUUUCAUGGGGAUUCUGCAAAGGAAGAAGCUCAUCCAUUUAGAAUUUUCAUGGUUGUCAGAGAUUUUCUUUCGAUUCUAGAUCGAGUUUGCAAGGAAGUGAACACUAAGGAUGAUCGAGCAGCAUUCAUCAGUACCGCACCUUGCCAUUCUCCGGUUUGCCAUGUCUCAUCGGGAAGUUCUGAUGACAGUGAGGCUUUUUCAUCGUCGCCGUAAGUGAAGAAGCCGAGGAAGGGAUAAAGGAAGCUUGUUUUGUUUGCAACUCUUUUUGGAUAUAAACUGAACUUUUGCAUGUGUAUGUAUAUUAUUAGCUCCAAAGUUUGUGUUUUGAGAAUGAAACUUAGCUCUGUUUGAAGUUC